This is a messenger RNA of Dromaius novaehollandiae (emu), 1619 nucleotides long. It is a transcript of the gene WAS, whose product is annotated as WASP actin nucleation promoting factor. The transcript is spliced from 13 exons. The record is from RefSeq and is a predicted model, not a curated record. Gene Ontology annotation, biological process: actin filament organization. Gene Ontology annotation, molecular function: actin binding. Bases 1 to 1326 code for a protein of 441 amino acids. Lineage: Eukaryota; Metazoa; Chordata; Aves; Casuariiformes; Dromaiidae.
AUGAGCCGGGGGGGGCGGGGGGGGGCGCCGGCGCCCGACAACGUCCCCUCGGAGCUGCUGGGGCAGCAGGAGAACCUGCGCCUCUUCGAGCUGCUGGGCCGCAAAUGCGUGGCGCUGGCGACGGCGGUGGUGCAGCUGCUGGCGGCGGCGGGGGGGCCGGGGGGGGCGGCCUGGGCCCGGCGGGGCUGCGGCGUCGCCUGCCUGGUCAAGGACAGCGCCCGCCGCUCCUACUUCAUCCGCCUCUACGACCUGCGCGGCGGGUGCCUGUGCUGGGAGCAGGAGCUCCGGGCCCACAUGGGCUACGCCGCCCCCACCCCCUUCUUCCACACCUUCCCCGCUGACGAGUGGCAGGCGGGGCUGAACUUCGCCCACGAGGGGGAGGCGGCCGCAUUCCAGGCCCUGGUGGAGGAGAAGGUCCGCAAGCAGCAGCAGCGGGCGGAGAAGCGGCAGCUCCCACCCCCGCCGCCCCCCACAGCCGAUGAGCGCCGUGGGAGCCUGCCCCGGCCCCCCGCGCCCGCCAGCGAUGGCUGUGCCCCCCCGGUGCCGGCGGUGCCCAUCGCCAACCCCGACAUCACGGCCAGCCGCUACCGGGGGCUGCCCAGCCCCACAGCCAGCCCCACGGCGGGGGCCACCCCCGGCCCCACGGCCGGCCCCACGGCCGGCGCCCGCAAGCGGGGCCGCAAGAAGCUCUCCAAGGCCGACAUCGGGGCGCCCUCCGGCUUCAAGCACGUGGGCCACAUCGGCUGGGACCCCAACAGCGGCUUCAACGUGCAGGAGCUGGACCCGGACCUGCGGGCGCUCUUUGCGCGGGCGGGCAUCAGCGAGGCGCAGCUGGCCGACGCCGAGACCUCCCGCCUCAUCUACGACUUCAUCGAGGGCCAGGGCGGCCUGCAGGCCGUCAAGGAGCAGAUGCGCCGCCACGGGCCGCCGCCCCCCCCGGGCCGCGCCGGCGCCUCGGCCCCGCCCCCUGCACCAGGCCCCGCCCCCCCUCGCGGCCGCCAGGGGCCGCUGCCGCCGCCGCCAGGGGCCGGCCCGCCCCCGCCGCCGGGGGGCGGGGCCGGAGCCGGGGGCGGGGCCGGAGCCGGGGGCGGGGCCGGAGCUGGGGGCGGGGCCACCGCGGGCCGCGGGGCCCUGCUGGACCAGAUCCGCCAGGGCGUCCAGCUCAACAAGACCCCCGAGAGCCCCGAGGCGGGCGCCGUGGGGCAGCCCCCCGAGGGGCUGGUGGGGGCCCUCAUGCAGGUCAUGCAGAAGCGCAGCAAGGCCAUCCACUCCUCCGACGAGGCCGAGGACGCCGAGGAGGACGAGGACGACGAGUGGGACGACUGAGCCCCACGGCGACGCCGCUGCCCCACGGCGUCACUGCUGCCCCAUGGCAACGCCGCCCCACGGCACCCCCCCGCCCCACAGCACCCCCUCCUUCCCACAGUGCUUUGCUUCGCGGGCCUCCUGCGGUACGAGCCCCUGUGACCCCCCAGCCCGGCCUGCCCCACGCGUGGGGGAGCUGCCCCACAGCGGCGGCCAUCUUGGUGCACAGGGCAUUGUGGGUAACAGCUGUUCCCCCCCCCCCGGCCUGUGUGAACCGCUAACGAAUAAAACCUGUGUGAGCCGCUAACGAAUGA